This is a messenger RNA of Malassezia pachydermatis, 1707 nucleotides long. Its product is annotated as yl1-domain-containing protein. Gene Ontology annotation, cellular component: nucleus. The transcript is spliced from 3 exons. The coding region runs from base 1 to 1707 and encodes 568 amino acids. The record is from RefSeq and is a predicted model, not a curated record. Gene Ontology annotation, biological process: regulation of DNA-templated transcription; chromatin remodeling. Lineage: Eukaryota; Fungi; Basidiomycota; Malasseziomycetes; Malasseziales; Malasseziaceae. Gene Ontology annotation, molecular function: ATP-dependent H2AZ histone chaperone activity.
AUGCUCGUGCAAGAACGUGCUCGGCGAUCGACCGCCGGCAAUCGCAUGCGCGAUCUGCUUGAGCAGGAAUUUGAGGCGGAAGAGAUGUUUGUCGAGGCGGAGAAUGAUGUGGAAUUUGAAGAGCGUGAAGAAGAGCCCGACUAUGUCGACUCGGACUUUGAUGGGAACAGUACCGAGGAAGACAGUGCUGAAGAUGUGGAAGCGGAAGAAGUGAUUGCACGAGAGGAAAAACAGGCACGGAGAAAGGCGACACGUCCCGCUGUGCGAUCUCUCACCUCGGCGUUGGCAGCUCCCGCGUCGGCCAAACCUGCUAUGACGCCCAAGCCACGGCCCCCACGUACUGCUCCUAGUAAGCUCCCUCCGGGAGGCGUUCGUAGUAGUACACGACGCUCGACGGUGGAAAACAAACGUGCCAUUGAGCACCGCCAAAAGGAGGCCGAGGCACGGCGUGCGACGUUCAAAGCGCGACCUGUUAAGCGAAUCAAGACACUAACACAGGAUGCAUUGAUUCGAGAGGCUUUGGAGAUUGAGGAGGAAAAUACACAGAGUCUUUUGCACUACUUGGAACAAGAGGAAGAGCGCAAGACCAAGCAGCGUCAGGCCGGCAAAAAGGAAAUCCAAGGCCCUUUCCUCCGGUGGAUCAGUGUGGGUCUGAACCAAAACGUGUUUGCUGCGCGGCCUGAUGUCCCUGAUACCAAGCCGGCGGUCGCAGCUGAGACGUCUGCUGCUGAUUCACAGACGUCUACAACCACUGCUGAUGUCCAAACGUCCACUACGGCUACACAGACGACUGCUUCUGAUGCACAAACACCAGCCGCUGAUGUGCCAACAUCCGCGCCUGAUGCACAGGUAUCCGACAAUCAUACGCAAUCAUCCGCCGCCGAUGCGACUACGUCAGCUGUGGACACACAGACGCCAGCCCCUGAUGCGACUACGUCAGCCACAAAUACACAGGCGCCCGCUACUGACACGCAGACAUGGGCUGCCCAUGGGCAGGCGUCUGCCGUACCCAAGGCAGAAGCUUCUCCAUCAACCACAUGCAACAAUGAACCACCCACAGCACCAAGCGACACUAAUUCCGCUACCACGCAGCAUGCUCCAUCGACGUCCGUGACGGAGGCACAUCCAAGUGGCUCUACAGGAUCGAUAUCGACUAUCACUGAGACGCCUGGCCUGACCCCCUCAACUGUGGCACCCACUACCAACGACAUGGCGCCGGCACAUACCCAGCCCAGCCCAGCGACGCCGACGCAGUCUAUCAAGACAGCAACGCCAUCGAAGCUGGCCGAGGUGAUGUCGUAUGAUACCCAGUCCAUGACCGAUACGUCAUCGGAAGAAAAAACCGCUCGGACCAUUCUCUCACUAGAACAAUUGCCCCCGGACUCUACCUGGGUCGACGAGUUCAGGUACCUGCUGGGCGACCAGUGUGCAUGGAAUCAUAUGCCCAUUGUACCAUCGCGCAAUCGACCAUUCCGCCCUCGGCAAAGUACGUGUGUGAUCACAGGCCUACCUGCGCGAUACCGUGAUCCGCACACGGGCAUUCCCUACGCGACCAUAGACGCCUACGCGACGUUGCGGCGCGUGCUGGAGGGCGCGUAUAUGUAUACGGGCUCGCCUCGUACGAGUGCAGCGCUGAGUGCUGGGUGCUUUGGCUUAGCGCGGGGCGAUGAGGGGGCUGGUGGCGUGUUUCGUAGGCAUGACACAUAG